This is a messenger RNA of Pyricularia oryzae 70-15, 1653 nucleotides long. RefSeq lists its product as uncharacterized. The record is from RefSeq and is a predicted model, not a curated record. NCBI's taxonomy places the organism in Eukaryota, Fungi, Ascomycota, Sordariomycetes, Magnaporthales, Pyriculariaceae. Bases 177 to 1463 code for a protein of 428 amino acids. The transcript has a single exon.
GGAAUUUGAUGCACCUGCACUCCAAGAUUGGUCUCGGCAGUGGGGGGUUGAUGAACCCAUAUACAACGCAUUUGCAGGUCUGUACUGUCUGCAAAGCGAACGGUUUAUUAAGGACCCUACCGAAUAGAUAGAGAAAUUAGGGAACAAAAGGGGGCAAAAAUAGCCACAAACAAAACAUGGCCUCAAACGGCACCGAAAAGGGCGAUUAUCGCCAGUUCCUCCCGGACCUGAGCCACCCUCGCUUCACGACGAUGCAGAAGCAGGAUGCGCACGAAUACGCCAGAGAAUUCAUACAGGGGGGCAACCCACCGUGGCUCCACGCGCUGUACCUGCACUGGCGCGCCCUCUUCCAGGAGCCCUUCCGCGGCGUCACCUCCGACGGCACGGUCCGCACGGGCUUGUUCAAGCCGCAGGACGAAGGCAUCCCGAUCCAAGAGAUUGUCGCCGCCGCGGAAGCGGUCCUGGUGCAGCUGACGCCGGAGCAGGCCGCCGUCACCAGCCACCACAUCGACUCGCCCGAGUGGCGGUCCUGGUCCAACCCCGAGUUCCUCCUCAGCGACAAGGGCCUCCGCCUGGACGAGCUGACGCCCGAGCUGCGCGACGGCAUCCUCCGCGUGCUCGAGACGACGCUCAGCCCCGAGGGCUACCAGAAGGCGCUGGGCGCCAUGCGCAUCAACGGCUUCCUGGGGCAGCUGGUGGGCGCCCCGCGCAUCUGCAACGAGCACUCGUACAACUUUGUCCUGUUCGGGACGCCGUCCACCGCCUCGCCGUGGGGCUUCUCCUUUUACGGCCACCACCUCUGCCUCAACGUGCUGCUGCACCGGACGCAGGUGGUGAUAUCGCCGUGGUUCACGGGCGCCGAGCCCAACGUGAUCGACGACGGGGCCCACGCCGGCACCCGCAUCCUGCAGGCAGAAGAAAAGCUCGGCCUCGAGCUGAUGCAGUCGCUGCCGCCGCACACGCAGCAGGCCGCCCAGGUGUACAAGCUCCUCCGCGACCCGGCCAUGCCGCGCGGGCGCUGGAACCACGACGACCAGCGCCACCUCUGCGGCGCCUAUCGCGACAACCGCGUCGUUCCCUACGAGGGCGUCGUCGUGGCCGACAUGUCGGCGGCGCAGCGGGAUCUCGUGGCCGCCAUCGUCGAGCAGUUCCUGCUGUACCUGCCCGCGCGGGCGAGGGAGCUGCGCAUGGCGCAGGUGAGGGAGUGGUUUGGCGAGACGUACUUUUGCUGGAUCGGCGGGUUCGGCGACGACGAUCCGUUUUAUUAUAGGGUGCAGAGCCCCGUCAUCAUCGUCGAGUUUGAUCACCACUCGGGCGUGUUCCUCACCAACAGGGAGCCGGCAAAGUUCCACAUCCAUACGUUGCUGAGGACGCCGAACGGCGGAGAUUAUGGCAUGGCCUUGAGGCCUUUGCUGGAGGGUAGGGAGCAGGGUUUCGUGUGGGACGGGGAGAUUCCACAUUAGGAUGGACUGUAGUCUGCAGAAUUGUCUAUGUUUCAUUAGUCUUGCUGCUAGGCAAAAUCCAUCGAGCGGAUUCAGGCCUGCGCGGUUACAAACGACGUCAUGAGCUGGCUAUGCGAAAUGUUCUAGCCUGUAUACUCCCGAACAAAGUAGUCCACUAGCUCCGCAGGUAUUCGCAAACAGCUUUCCCCCA